Molecule: messenger RNA, 921 nt
Organism: Oppia nitens
Lineage: Eukaryota; Metazoa; Arthropoda; Arachnida; Sarcoptiformes; Oppiidae
Product: OV-16 antigen-like
Exons: 2
Coding region: 1-921 (306 amino acids)
Source: RefSeq, a predicted model, not a curated record
AUGUUAAUCCACUAUAGCAUUACAAUUGUUUUAGUUGUGUCGCUCAUUGAGCGCAUAGAAAGUAAUAGGAGAUCAGUCAGUUGGCGAGCACCGGGAGGUUUUGGUAGACGACUUAGUAAUAAUAAUAAUGACAGUUCAAUAGAAGCUGUUGUUAUUGGCAAUGGUAUUGUACCCGAUGUUGUCGACUCAGUGCCCAAUCAGUUAAUUAAGAUCAGUUAUCCCAGCGGUGUUGGCGUCGAUUUAGGCAAUGAGUUGACACCAUUUUCUGUGAGAAACCAGCCAUCUAUUGAAUGGUCAAUAGAGCCGGAAGCUUACUAUACGCUUGUUAUGACCGAUCCGGAUGUGCCGUCAAGAAAAGACCCGACCAAUGCUGAAGUCAAACACUGGUUGGUUAUUAAUAUACCAGGAAAUCAGGUAUCAAAAGGUGAAUCACUGGCCGCUUAUAGAGGAUCUGGACCACCGUUGGGCAGUGGACUACAUAGAUAUGUAUUUUUAGUCUACAAACAGCCCACACUUAUUAUCAAUCACUCGGAACCGGUAAUACCAACUCCGGCACGUGAAGGCAGACUAGGCUUCAAAGUCAGAGAGUUUGCCCGCAAAUAUCAUUUGGGCGAACCCGUGGCCAUUAACUUCUAUUUGGCUCAAUAUGACGAUUAUGUCGGUUGGAUGAGAGCACAGUCAGCGCUGACACAAAAACCCAGUGAUAUUGAGACAACAAUUGUGACAACAACUGUGCCGACAACCACACCAUUACCACCUGUUAAGUCACAGAGAAGCGGAGGAAUCAGAUUUGGAACAAAACGCCGAAACGCGGCAUUGAAAACAUGGACACCAAAAAUGCCGGACAAACCAAAGUUUCCGCAAAUGGUUUGCAUUAAUUAUGACAGAUAUCUUGAAAUACAAAACGAAUUAAAUAACUGA